Alternaria rosae is the source of this 1727-nucleotide messenger RNA. RefSeq names its product kinase-like domain-containing protein. Gene Ontology annotation, molecular function: ATP binding; protein serine/threonine kinase activity. NCBI's taxonomy places the organism in Eukaryota, Fungi, Ascomycota, Dothideomycetes, Pleosporales, Pleosporaceae. Gene Ontology annotation, biological process: peptidyl-threonine phosphorylation; peptidyl-serine phosphorylation. The transcript has a single exon. The record is from RefSeq and is a predicted model, not a curated record. Bases 313 to 1536 code for a protein of 407 amino acids.
CCAUCCGUUGGACAAGCCCGGAUUCCAUAUGGUGUGGAAUCAUGCAAGGAGACUUUUAUCAGCUGCACGAUCGACGCCUCGUCGUGGAGUGCGGGCGAACUACUACGCUGGCUGUUCAGAAAAGGCUAUGUUACAGCACAGUUCGACCCUUCCUUCCGUUACUUGGGACGAUUCCCGGAUUUGCCUAUCAGAGAUGUACAAGUGAAAUCCACCUCUACUUCCGCAUCGUCUGCGCAACAACCCGACACCAUCCAGCCUUCAAGCGAUGCAUACGAAAUCGUUGAUCGACCGACGUCAAGCGCCAGCUCCAUAAUGAGCUUUAUGACAGCCCAUAGUCAAUUUUCCUUCGCGAGUGCGAGGUCGACGUACAGUAACUCCACUUUCUAUUCAAUAGCCACAAGGAUUGAAACCAUUCGCGAGGACGAAACGCCUAGUCUUGAUCUCACUGUACCGCUAGCGCAGCUUCAUAAGGAUUAUUACACAACCCUUCGUCGUCAGGAGAUGAUUCAGCCUUUGAACAAAGAGCUCAAUUGGUCUGGGAAGGGCCAGCACGUUACAUUUGCACCGAGUGAUGAGAUCCCAUUGCGCUCCAUAUCACAUCUGGGGUCCUCGAAUGCCGCAACAGUCGACAAGGUGAUCUGUCGUCGAAUAGCACUCGCAAGAAAAACGAUGAAGUGCGACAAGAGAUGGACUGUGGUCGAUGCUUCGCGUGAAGCCUAUCACCUACAGAACUUCCGCCAUUUUCACAUCGUUCAGUUAGUGGGGACAUACCUCCAGGGCCGCAAAUUCUCGAUUCUCAUGUAUCCCGUUGCGGAUUCUCAUUUGGCCACAUUUCUUGAAGAGACCUGCGAUAUACCUGCUUCUAGCACGACGGGCCCCUGGUUUCGACAUCGUUUUCUUGCCACGACCUUCGGCUGUCUCGCUGCCGCACUGGCAUUCAUUCACAAGAACACUACAAAGCACAUGGAUGUCAAACCCCACAACAUACUCGUCCGAUAUGCGAAGUCGUGUGUUAAUGAGACCUGGCGCGUUUACGUCGCUGACUUUGGACUGUCGCGUUCUUUCGGCUCGCAGGACCAGAGUCAAACUGACGGACCAACAUCACGAACACCUCGCUACUGCUCACCGGAGGUGUACAACGACGAGCCACGUGGUAGACCUUCCGAUAUUUUCUCGCUUGGAUGUGUAUUCCUUGAGAUUCUUUGCGUCUUGGGGAAAAACGAUCUACAAGACUUUGCCGAUGCGCGACGAGAUAGCAGCGGCGACGAAUCGUUCCACGGAAAUUUGGAUAGAGUGGUCGAGUACGCACACGGGUCUCUACGCUGCGAAGAACUACCAAGGGCAUCUGCCUGGACAGAAGAUGUCGCCGCAUUCGACAUAAUUGCUGAAAUAGUGAUAAGUAUGCUUAGUCGAGAGCCUAGCAAGAGGCCUACGGCAGCACAGAUUCGCAAGCGCAUCGUCGGCCUCCCGAAAUGCUCAUUCUUACCCUGUCCCAGCUGUUCCUUACCUCCAGAACCGUACGAGCGUGACCAAUAGGCACUAUGAGCCCAAAUAGAGGAAGUUGACAAUUGUAAUUAUAGAAGUUUAAGGAUCCAAGACGAGCUCAACGGAAGCGCAGGAUGUUAGCGAAUGCAAUCAAACCGUCGUACAAAGCGCAUACCCAUCUCAACUCCCACACAUAUCACUGCAUAGCGAACACAAAGUUGAAGUCAUAACGUCUUGAAUUC